Rotaria sordida is the source of this 510-nucleotide messenger RNA. The record is from the annotation of a GenBank genome assembly. NCBI's taxonomy places the organism in Eukaryota, Metazoa, Rotifera, Eurotatoria, Philodinida, Philodinidae.
AUGAUUGAACCUGAAGGAGGUCCAUGGGGUGAGGCGAAAGAUUGGGUCUAUUGUCGUCCGAAUACAUGGGCAAUUGGUUUUUUACAACGUGUUGAAGCUCCUUGUCGUAGGUGUGAUGAUACAGCCUUAAAUGCAUUGGAAUUAAUUUGUGGAGGAGCGGAUGGUAUUUCUGUGGAAAGAAUUCAAUCAUACGGUGGCUUAUGGGGCGCAUGGAGUGACCCAACACUUUGCUUUGGAGAAAAAAAUUUUUUGCAAGGCGCACAGUUUCGUAUUGAACCAAGGCAGGGGUCAGGCGAUGAUACGUCAGCUAAUGAUAGUCGUUUUACUUGUACGAAUGGAAAUGUAAUCCAAGCAUCAAAUGGCGCACCUUGGGGCGAUUGGAGACUAGCAGCUUCCUGUCCACAAUGGUCAGCAAUAUGCGGAUUUCGAUUAAAAUUUGAACCGAGUCAGGGUGGUGGCGACGAUACAGCAAUGAAUGGAGCCAAAUUCAUGUGUUGCUCACUACAAUGA